Molecule: messenger RNA, 764 nt
Organism: Nanorana parkeri
Lineage: Eukaryota; Metazoa; Chordata; Amphibia; Anura; Dicroglossidae
Gene: UCHL5
Product: ubiquitin C-terminal hydrolase L5
Exons: 7
Coding region: 117-749 (210 amino acids)
Biological process (GO): ubiquitin-dependent protein catabolic process; protein deubiquitination
Cellular component (GO): cytoplasm; Ino80 complex
Molecular function (GO): cysteine-type deubiquitinase activity; proteasome binding
Source: RefSeq, a predicted model, not a curated record
GAGGCCGGAAGUGACGAUGUUCCAGGAGCCCUUGUGAAUGCAGAUUGUAUGUUUCAAUGACUCAGCCGUACACAUGGUAAUACAGUUGUACAUGCGGUGAAGCAGUAAGGGUUGUCAUGGCGGGCAGUGCUGGAGAAUGGUGUCUGAUGGAGAGCGAUCCCGGUGUCUUCACCGAGCUUAUUAAAGGCUUUGGUUGUCAAGGAGUUCAAGUGGAAGAAAUUUGGAGUUUAGACCAAGAACACUUUGAAGAUCUGCAACCAGUGCAAGGUUUGAUCUUCCUUUUCAAGUGGCAGCCCGGAGAAGAGCCAGCUGGAUCUGUAGUACAAGAUUCUCGUUUGGAUACAAUUUUUUUUGCAAAACAGGUAAUAAACAAUGCAUGUGCUACUCAAGCAAUAGUCAGCAUUUUGCUGAAUACAAACCAUCCUGAUGUACACUUAGGAGAAACGCUUUCAGAAUUUAAAGAGUUUACCCAAAGUUUUGAUGCUGCGAUGAAAGGAUUGGCAUUGAGCAACUCAGAAGUGAUCCGACAAGUACACAACAGUUUUGCAAGGCAGCAGAUGUUUGAGUUUGAUGCAAAAUCUUCAGCAAAAGAUGAUGAUGCUUUUCAUUUCGUGAGUUAUUUUCCAGUCAAUGGGAGACUUUACGAGUUGGAUGGCUUACGAGAUGGACCUAUUGACCUAGGGACAUGCAACCAAGAUGAUUGGAUCAGUGUUGUGCGGCCGGUUAUUGAAAAGCGAAUGCAAAAGUAAUUUCAAAUUUCUACU